Molecule: messenger RNA, 1161 nt
Organism: Camelus dromedarius (Arabian camel)
Lineage: Eukaryota; Metazoa; Chordata; Mammalia; Artiodactyla; Camelidae
Product: large proline-rich protein BAG6-like
Exons: 4
Cellular component (GO): BAT3 complex
Molecular function (GO): misfolded protein binding; polyubiquitin modification-dependent protein binding
Source: RefSeq, a predicted model, not a curated record
AUGACCAAACUGGGCUGGUACCGUGGAUCUCGUCCCCAGGAACUUGCUGCUUGGGGACCUGCGGGGAGCCGGAAGUACGGCCUCAAGAUCCCCCAAUACUAUCGGGAAACGGAAGUGGCCAUCGAGCCCAGAGAUAGUACCAGUACCAGUAUGGAGGGGCCUGACAGCCUGGAGGUGCUGGUGAAGACCCUGGACUCACAGACCCGGACCUUUAUUGUGGGGGCCCAGAUGAAUGUAAAGGAGUUUAAGAAGCACAUUGCUGCGUCUGUCAGCAUCCCCUCCGAGAAACAACGACUUAUCUACCAGGCUCGAGUUCUGCAGGAUGAUAAGACGCUCCAGGAAUACAAUGUUGGGGGAAAGGUUAUCCACCUGGUGGAACGGGCUCCUCCUCAGCUUUGGCUCCCUUUUCUGGCAUCUUCUGGGACAGGGUCUACCUCAGCCACCUAUGGUGGGGGACCCCCGCCUGGUACUUGUGGGCCUAGGGCCUCUGUUCGUGACCGGAAUGCCAACAGCUAUGUCAUGGGCGGAACCUUCAAUCUUCCUAGUGAUGACGGCUCUGCUGUAGAUGUUCCCACCAACAUGGAACAGGCCCCGAUUCAGAGUGAGCCCCAAGUCCAGCCAGAGAUGGCUCAGCACAUGAUCGGGGAUAUAGAGACCUUCCUACCCUGGAGCGAGUGCCGAGGUGGGUCCCAAGCGCAGCACAGUCUGCUGCCCCCUCAGACACCAGCUGUGGCCCCGGGGCCAGUAGCCUUGAGCUCUCAAACAGCAGAGCCGGCCAAAUGUGAAGUGCGCCCUCUGGAGGCCGUGGAGGCUGCGGAAGUGGAGAAGCGUGCCGCCGCCCAGAGCCGGGAGCUCACCCCUUCCCGCCCAGGCCCAGCGGGCCCAACACCAGCCCCAGAGACAAAUCCACCUAACCGUCAUGUCAAGGUGCUUCCGGAGCUGUAGCUGCUCGAGAGCCGCCUCCAGCCCUGCCUGCAGCGAUACCGUGAGAUUCUGGAUGCCGCCGCCGCCGCCACCACCUCGGACAACAGCAAUGUGAGCCCCGCUUCCCCACCACCUCCACUACUCCCCAGGUGGAACAGGGUGAAGUGCAGAUCACCCCUUCCCCCCAAAAAAGACAUUGUCCGCAACAAAAUGGUUUCUGUCUGGACUUGCAAGUAA